AUGCCGCAUUCAAUCUCCCCCAGUGACUCUCCUCGGAAUGAGGAUGAGACUCUCCCGGAUGCCCCUCCCCCGGAGACCACCACAGAGACCACGGAAAACCAGGACGCCGCCAAUGGAGAGCCCGAAAACUCCAAAGAGAAGCUUGAAGACCUGCUGUUUGACGACGACGAUGAUGAUGAAUACCCCGUGUCCAGUGCCCCGGAAGUCAAAAUGGAAACUGCUGUCUUACCAGCUGCUCCCUCAGCGCCGAAAGUAGAUACAGAUACCAUGCUCGCGUUCUACCAGCGCCUCUUCCCGUUUCGCUAUCUAUUCCAGUGGCUCAACCACGGCAUUGUGCCUUCGCCCGACUUCGGAAACCGGGAGUUUGCUCUGACCCUUCAGAACGAGGCUUAUCUCCGAUACCAAUCAUACGCCACUGCAGACCUAUUCCGGAAAGACAUCCUCCGAAUGAACCCUGCUCGUUUCGAAAUCGGUCCAGUCUACAACACCAAUCCCCGAGACCGGAAAACCCUGCGGGGCGGACAGCUAAAACCGGUAUCCAAGGAACUCGUCUUCGAUAUUGAUUUGACUGAUUACGAUGAUAUCCGUACCUGCUGCGAGAAAGCCAACAUUUGUGAAAAAUGCUGGGUUUUCAUCACGAUGGCGAUCAAGGUGGUUGACAAAGCCUUGCGAGAGGAUUUCGGCUUCCAACAUAUUCUAUGGGUCUACUCAGGUCGCCGUGGUGCCCACGCUUGGGUGUGUGACCCCCGCGCACGCAGUCUGCCGGAUGACCGUCGGCGAGCCAUCGCCGGUUAUCUGGAUCUCAUCCGAGGCGGAACUCAGAGCGGCAAGCGGGUGAAUCUCAAACGUCCUUUGCACCCGCACAUGGCCCGUAGUCUUGAUAUCCUGAAGCCCUACUUUGCGCAGACUACCCUCGGGGAUCUCGACACCUUCGCAGGCCCCGAGCAAACCCAACGCCUCUUAUCGCUUCUCCCCGAUAAAACCCUGAAUGAGGCACUGCGCAAAAAAUGGGAGUCGUCGCCCGAACGACCGAGCACGAGCAAAUGGGCCGAUAUCGAUGCUCUCGCGAAAUCAGGGAAGAGCACCACACUCAACACCUCCACCCUGCUCGACGCGAAGCAAGAUAUUGUUCUAGAGUACACCUAUCCCCGGCUGGACUCGGAAGUCAGCAAAAAACUGAACCACUUGCUCAAGAGUCCCUUCGUCGUUCAUCCUAGCACCGGUCGGGUGUGUGUUCCCAUUGACGCCCGGAAAGCUGAACAGUUUGAUCCGUUCUCCGUUCCCACUGUCACGCAGUUGCUCUCCGAGAUUGAUGCCUGGGAUGCGGAUCAUCCCAAUACCGGUGGGGAGACAACUGAGGUCGAGGGGAGUGCCCCCAACGAUUCGGACGCCAGAGGAAGUCGCAAGCUGCAGGAUUAUGAAAAGACCAGUCUCAAGCCUUACGUGGACUAUUUCCGUUCGUUCGUCGCAGGACUCCUUAAGGAGGAACGUACAGGCAAGCGUGAAAGAAACGACGAGACCACGGAGGUGAAGACAGAAAGUAUGGAGUUUUAG
Molecule: messenger RNA, 1554 nt
Organism: Aspergillus terreus NIH2624
Lineage: Eukaryota; Fungi; Ascomycota; Eurotiomycetes; Eurotiales; Aspergillaceae
Product: DNA primase subunit PRI1
Exons: 3
Coding region: 1-1554 (517 amino acids)
Biological process (GO): DNA replication, synthesis of primer
Cellular component (GO): alpha DNA polymerase:primase complex
Source: RefSeq, a predicted model, not a curated record